Wasmannia auropunctata (little fire ant) is the source of this 2709-nucleotide messenger RNA. Its product is annotated as AF4/FMR2 family member 4-like. The transcript is spliced from 5 exons. Bases 1678 to 2709 code for a protein of 343 amino acids. The record is from RefSeq and is a predicted model, not a curated record. NCBI's taxonomy places the organism in Eukaryota, Metazoa, Arthropoda, Insecta, Hymenoptera, Formicidae.
ACCGCGACUAUGUACGCCGUGCUCGCCGCUCCGCCGCGUUGUUUUUGCAUCCCUCGCUUCCGCGCUCGCGCGCGCCUCAUCGCACACGUACGUAUACACACGCACACGCGUAGGCACGCACGCGCGCGCGCGCACGGAGGUACGAAUUGGCGCACCGAUACGCCCGAUAUACGAGCGAGAGAGUGUCGCGCGCGUAUUAACGCACAUACGCGCACGCCGAUCGUGUGCGCGUACACGCGUGGUAACUAGACGCACGGGGUGCGCACGUGUUGCGCCGUGCACUUAUUCGCCCCACGUGUUGCGAGCUGUCACCGCCGAUUGUCGUUCAUCGUUGCACGCCGCGGCGCCGUACGGUUUACGCGUUCACGUCCGGGAGGAUCUUCGACGGAGGACGAAAAAGAAAAUAAACGGUGUAGGAGAGACGUCCGCGAGGACGGACGGGGCUGAAGAUAUUCCUCCGAACGUGCCGACGAAGCGACGUCGCUCACGUCGCCGUCGCGACGUCACAUCUGGCUGAUCGCCGUUGAGACGAGGGAAGCGCGCGAGAAGGAGAGAGAAAAAGAGACAGCAGCUGAAGUUGGGUGAGGUAGGGGACCCACCGUGUGGCGUUCGCGCACGCGUGCUCGCGCAGUCGAUCAGUCAACCGGUGGCGAACGUCGCCUGGUUCUUGGAACCUUCUCUCGCUCGCGCGCGCGGGGGCCGCGAUCGAGUUAUAUCCGAGUGCCGAAUCGUGUUUGCUGUGCGCUCGCGCGCGCGCGCACGCACGCCGAGUGUCCUUCGCCGCCGAGUUUGUUUACGACCGCGGGUACCCGCCGUCCGCGUUGGAAGUGCCGCCGAGCCGUGCCCCGCGCGCGCCCGACAAUCGUGACAAUCGUCGCACCCACCGGCGCGCGGCCGUUUACGAUCCGGCGAGUGAAAACUGGAGCGAGUGUCUUAACGGACGUUAUUACGUAGGUAAUACGUAUACGUAUACGCGGCGCGCGUAUGUGCGCGCGAGCUGUGACGCGCGACAGACUUCUCGCGGAACGAGGGAACAGAGAGAAGUUCGCCGGUGACAGCCGCGGGGAAAAUAAUUCGCCGGAGUGUUAACCGUUGAAUUAUUGAAGAAGGAGAAGAGGCGGCGGAUACCGAGGACUUGCGAAAGAAGAUAUAUACGUCGAUACAUCCAGACGAGGAGACGACUAUAAGAAACCGUCGCUGCAACAAGAAGAGACCGAUAAGGAAAGAAGGCGGGCACGAUAGCAGGAGGAAGGAGCAAGAGGAAAGAUAAGAUACCGAGCCCGAGGGAAGAAGAGUGACUAUCCUGUUCUCUCGGGUAUUCCUCGAGAGACUUUCCGCGUGUUUUUCCGUUCGGGACGGGGAGAGAUUGAUUUUUCCGCCGAGUCGUUCGUGAGUCGAUCAUACGCGUUCUGUCCUCCCAUCCUCGUCGUCGGCGUCGUGGCGCCUGUUGCUGUCACACACUGCUCGCCGUAACGAUGCGUCGCCGGAACGAUGCGUCGCGCGUGUAACAAUCGCCCAAGGUAAACCGUCGUCCCGGCUACCGGUAAUAGAUCAUCGGUGGUGAAUGGGAGAGCUAAACGCAGUGGGAUCAGAUCGCACGUACAAUUAAUGCAAAGUGAUGCAGUGCCGUAGUAUUAGUGACCAGUGCCACGUGCCCGUUGUUUGGAUUACUUGAAGAUGUCUUUGUCCGGUGGCGGAUAUUAUGACGACAGGAAUCCUCUGCUCAAGGGCACCUUAUCGAGCGUGGAACGGGACCGGCUUCGGGAGCGAGAGCGACUUGCUCGCGCGGCGAUGUCGGUCCAGGCAGAGCAGGCGGCUGCGGGAAGCGGUCCUGAUGCAAGACACCAUCACCACCAUCAUAGCCACGCGCGCCAUCAUCACUCCAGCAUACUUCCUCCUCCGAACCUCUUUCCUGGCCCCGUCAGGGUGAAUCCUGACCCAGAGAUCCAGUCUAAGCUGGGCAAUUAUGCGCUCGUACGGCAGGCUCUGAUCGAGAAGCCCAAGCGGUUGAUCGGCAUCGAUUGCGUCCCGCCGAGUCCGUCGCCGAUGCCCACCGCCCCGGUGCUCACCAGCCCGGCGAUGCUCACCGGCCCGGCGAUGCUCACCGCCCCGGCGUUCACCGUCUCGGUGCCCAUCGCCCCGACGCUCUCCGCCCCGCUGCCCUCGACGUCCUCCGGGUCCUCGGGGUCGGAGUUCAAGAAGCCCGGUGGGCCCCGGAGCACGAGCGCCGCGUCUUCCUCCUCGAGCACGAGCAACCAGCAGCGGGGCGGCUUUGUCAAGCCUACCGACAGCAAGCCGUCCUACAACGGUCGGGGCAGUUAUGCCGGUCAGCCGGUCAAGCACGAUUAUCCACGCACCCACGGAUUGCUUUCGGUCAAGCUGCCAUCUCAGCUGCCCCCCGCCAUCACCGUGGGAAGUAACGGCGUGCCGAUCGUCAGUUCCGGCGGAAGUGCCGGCAUCUCUGGUAGCCUCGCCAGCCGCACUCAAUUCGCCGAGCGACUGAAGCUCAUCGAGGUUAACGUGACGGCCCUCUCGAUAAGCGCGCCAGCCUGCGGCGGUGACGUCGCAGCGAAUGCCAGACUCACAAAGUCUCCAACUACUUUAAUAGCACGUCUCGCCAAGAGUUGCGAUUAUUUGUCACGUAAGAAGAUUAAGAGCGAAGUUUCCGCGGCGGCGGCGGCCGACGCUAUUGUCGCGCGUGCUUACUAA